AUGGGGCCUUCCUCAGUCCCUCCCUGCAGAGGGUGCACCUCCUGGCAGGGGCUCCUGCUCACAGCCUCACUUCUCACCUGGAACCUGCCCACCACAGCCCACAUCACUGUUGAAUCCGUGCCGCCCAGUGCUCCAGAGGGGGCAGAUAUCCUUCUACUCGUCCACAAUAUGCCACUGGAUUGUUAUGGCUACAUCUGGUACAGAGGGGACGUGGUGGCCCAUUACCAUCUAAUUCUAUCAUAUGUAGUAGCCACUCAAGCAGUCACCCCAGGGCCUGAAUACAAUGGUCGUGAGAUAAUAUACCCCAAUGCAUCCCUGCUGUUGCAGAACGUCAACCAGGACGACUCAGGAUACUACACUGUACAAGUCUUCUCGCAAAAUCUUCAGAGUCAAGAAGCAACCGGAGUGUUAUACGUGUACCCCUCACUUCUCACCUCCUGGAACCCGCCCACCACAGCCCAGCUCACUGUUGAAUCCGUGCCGCCCGGUGCUGCAGAGGGGACAGAUGUCCUUCUACUCGCCCACAAUACGCCACUGGAUUGUUAUGGCUACACCUGGUACAAAGGGAACAAGGCGGCCCAUAGCCAUCUACUUCUAUCAUAUGUAGUAGCCACUCAAGCAAGUACCCCAGGGCCUGAAUACAGUGGUCGAGAAACAAUAUACCCCGAUGGGUCCCUGCUGUUGCAGAACGUCAACCAGGACGACUCAGGAUACUACACUGUACACGUCUUCUCGCAAACUCUUCAGAGUGAAGAAGCAACUGGACAGUUACGCGUGUACCGUGAGUGA
Molecule: messenger RNA, 789 nt
Organism: Nycticebus coucang (slow loris)
Lineage: Eukaryota; Metazoa; Chordata; Mammalia; Primates; Lorisidae
Product: carcinoembryonic antigen-related cell adhesion molecule 3-like
Exons: 3
Coding region: 1-789 (262 amino acids)
Biological process (GO): regulation of immune system process; signal transduction
Cellular component (GO): cell surface; plasma membrane
Molecular function (GO): protein tyrosine kinase binding
Source: RefSeq, a predicted model, not a curated record